AUGGCAACUCGUGGACGGGGUCGCGGACGGAGAGAAAAUGAGGAACCCGCUCCUACUGGCAAUCAAGAUGACUUUCUAGCGGCAAUGACCCAACUUAUCAAUACUAUGCAAGCUAAUGCGACGGCUAUCAACCAAACGAUGGGAAGGAUGAACGAAAAUGGGAAUGGUAAUGGAGCUGGAGGAAGCUCAGUUACAGGUCCGAUGACAUUGACAACCUUUCUAAAAGUUAAUCUUCCCACAUUUAGAGGAUUGACUGAUCCAACGGAAGCUGAUAACUGGUUCCAAGCUGUAGAGAGGGCAAUGCAAGCACAACAUGUACCAGAGAAUCAGCUAGUCGAAUUUGCUGCUUACCAACUGCGUGGGGAAGCACAGCACUGGUGGCAAGGAGCUCACCAUUUACUGCAACAAGAAAAUGAAGAUGAGGCUACCACCUGGGAGAGAUUCAGAGAGGAGUUUUACAAGAAGUACUUCCCGAACUCCACGAGACAGGCUAAGGAAUUGGAAUUACUACAACUGAAGCAAGGAUCUAUGACUGUGGCGGCUUACACAAGCAAAUUUGAGGAGUUGUGCCAUUUUUCAAGGGUCUGUCAAGGUGCCCCUGAAGGGUAUGAGGAAUAG
Molecule: messenger RNA, 618 nt
Organism: Arachis stenosperma
Lineage: Eukaryota; Viridiplantae; Streptophyta; Magnoliopsida; Fabales; Fabaceae
Exons: 1
Coding region: 1-618 (205 amino acids)
Source: RefSeq, a predicted model, not a curated record